AUGUCGGUGAUCUCGCCAAACAUUGACCCUGUCGUGGAUGUGACGCCCUCCCACUCCUAUGAUCCUGUGCAGUCUCCUCAAGCCAUGAUGUCGACCGCCUGCGACCCCGCGCCUAACGCUAGCCUCGGGGACGACAAAGCGUCACCAAAAGAUGCUGUUCAGCAAACUCAGGAGGAGCGAGAGCGUAUUCUUCAAUGGGCAAGAGACAUCGUCAAAAAAUAUCCCUACCAGCCACGGAAAGUGCGACAGGAAGCUGCUCGUGCAAAGUCUUCCAAUGAAUUUCUUCACAACUUACAAGAAGAUAUCACAGCAUCAAUUGAAUUUCUGUGA
This is a messenger RNA of Laccaria bicolor S238N-H82, 330 nucleotides long. RefSeq lists its product as uncharacterized. The coding region runs from base 1 to 330 and encodes 109 amino acids. The transcript has 4 exons. NCBI's taxonomy places the organism in Eukaryota, Fungi, Basidiomycota, Agaricomycetes, Agaricales, Hydnangiaceae. The record is from RefSeq and is a predicted model, not a curated record.